Molecule: messenger RNA, 9313 nt
Organism: Dendronephthya gigantea
Lineage: Eukaryota; Metazoa; Cnidaria; Anthozoa; Malacalcyonacea; Nephtheidae
Product: mucin-5AC-like
Exons: 7
Coding region: 3645-8867 (1740 amino acids)
Molecular function (GO): calcium ion binding
Source: RefSeq, a predicted model, not a curated record
UUUAGAAGUGUUUCAAAGCAUCAGUGAUUUUCCAGCAAUCAGAACAAUUAGUUAUAACAUUUCUCCUAAAUUCAAGAAAUUCCUGACCUAAAUGCAUAUAGGACAUGGCACCAUUAGUGAUUAGUGUGAAUUCAUAUUUAGUUUCCCGUGCAUUCCUACAACUAUUCCUAUAACUAUUCCUAUAAUUUGCGAUCUUCAUUAAAGUCAUGCAAAGAAAUUAUAUUGUACAUUUCUGUAUUGUUAUAAAAGAAAAUACUAUCGAGUAUGUUAAAACAAGUUCACAUGUUCUUUUGAUUUCUAACUGAUACGUAUUCUGCAAUAUAAAAGCUUAUCAUACACAUCUGCCAGACUGCCAACUGUAAAAUGACCAUUUUAACUGAUUUGUGACACAAUGUUAUGAAUGCAGACGAUUCGCUCACAAUCUUUAAAUCUUCAAUAUAAGAGAAGGUAUUUUGGGUAUUUCAGCUGUCUUAUCAAAAUUUUGUCGGUCUCCACAUCACAUGGUGCUUCCCCCCAAAACGCGCAUAAAUAAGCGGGACUCAAAUUUGAUGUUUUGGCAAGUAUAGACUGUUCCAAUGAGCUUGACUGAAUACUGAUACAGCGGCGGUGUCGCUAAAGACGACGCGGAACGUUUCGUUUUUCGAGUGUUAGAUUAAUUAAUAAGCUAAAUGUUUCAUAUCUCCAACUCUGAGGAUGAUUCUAAAAAAGUAUAGAUAGACUCAGACUUUUGGCGCCUAUUUGACUGUGUAAUUGUAACUGUACCCGGUUCUAGCGCUGUAUAGGCCGAAUAUAUGAAUAACACAGUUGUUCCAAACAAAUUAUCUAAAUACCACAGAAACGCGCAUGUCGAAGUGGAGCGAGAAAUGUGUUGACAUUUUGAUUGAAGCAGAUAUUUUUGCAAUUGAGCUUUUUAGAGAUAAUUUACAACGCUUCUGCAUUUCGCAUCAACCACGGCCAACUACUUAUCAGCUACUGAUUUUAUUGUGUGCCGACAGUGGUGAUUUCCGAAAGAAUGCGUGUCUCUAAUUUUAGACUGUGAUGCCUUACGGCUUUUUGCAGUUUCCUGAAAGUACAUUUUAUCAACAUCACUUAUAUUCAUAUUUGAACUAAUUGAUUUGUUUUGGCCAAAUUACCAGCCAUGUUCAUGUUUUCUAUAUGACAGUUUAACAUUAACAGCCCUAAAAUCAUGUACCGCAAAAGUUGUUCACAACGAACGCGUCGGGUCCUUUGAACUUUCCUUGGCUUUGCUAUACAAGCGGGUGAUACAACUGAUAAACCAGACUGGCAAGGUCCCAACAACUAACUUGAUCGGUUAAGAAUCAUCAGACAGUUUUUUUACUUCUUUCUGCAUUAUGUUGAAAUUAUUUGUUCUUAAUUAUUUGUUGUAAUUUCUUUUUCCCGAAGGUGUAUUUACUUCGUAUAUAAGUUAUAGUCUAGAGGAAUAAUUAGUUAACAGUAUUAAAGUCAGACUAAGACUAAGUACGAGGACGUCGAGGAGACUCGAAGUUUCCAACGUUUGCUCCAUCCGACUGUAGGGGAAUUUACAUCAAAGAAAUUUGGCAAGCGCAUAAAGCUUUAAAUUGCAGUAUAGAUGACUGAUUCAGUGAUUGCUUCUAAUAUAUAACUCCUGAUAAGGUUAUUAGACUUUUCACAUUUUGGUGAAUUUGUAUCAACGUUAUUUGCGAAUACAUUUCUUUAAUUGUACGUUCAUCAAAAAUCUAAAGGAAAGAACCAGUUUAUUGCUCUCCCGCUUUAUAAAUAUAUAAGGUGGACCAUUUAUCGCACAUAUUUGUUGACGGAAGCGGCUAUCGUUUGUCUACUAAUGUGUCGUGUGACCUGCCUUUCAUGUUAAACCGGGAAGUUAGGGGUGGCCUUACUUCAUUAUGAUCACCUUAGACUUGGUAUAAGGAAUUUGGCAAUCGUUCAAAAGAAAUCAAGGAAGACUUAGCUUGUAAAAGCAAGACAUUUACUCACAUUGCCCACUAAACUUGCACAUAUAUAUUUGUAGCACUCUUUCUACCACUAGAUAUAGCUAUCUUGCAUGCAGUGACCUUCACGGCUAUGCCAAAGAAAUGUUUAUCUGAACAAUAUAAAUGUCAAAACAAAUUCCGAAAAAUAAGAUCUUGCAUGAGUAUCUAAAAUAUGGAUUAGAAAAGAAUUAGUUUUUCAGUCUGAUGCUGAAUUUGAAAAAAUAAAGGAAUAUCACAACUCGUGUCUAUAUAUGCUCUUUUAAAACUUUCGGCUGGCACUGGUUCCUAAACAAUACAUAAACUUGCAAUUUUUUUUUAUUUUAGUGUAAACGACAAAUCAUAUCAGUUUUGAUAUUUGAGAACUGCAGUUGCCGAAUUCCUUGAAUCACCAAAUAAGUUCUUGGAAAUUAAGUUGUGCAUUCAGCUGGCGGUAAUAUGCCACUAUCUUAUAAGGUCAUGUCUGGGAAUCUCCUGAGAGUGACUAGCUCUUUCUUUAUAGCUUUGCAUGACAUGAUAAGCUUACAAGUUUAAUCUCCAUCAUCCAGGCUGCCCUUCCUACUUAGAUAGUAUCAGCAAACCCUGUCUUGUCUGAUGGUUAUUUCAAUAAAAACCUUUUUAAAAAUGUCAUAUAUGGUUAGGGCGAGUUGCCUGUGGUAUACUGAUUGAUGAAUUUUUUACUUUGUGUUCAUUUCGUGAUAUAUCGCUUAAUGAACUCAAUGGUAUGUUGUUGAUUUUACCUACUAUUGCUAUACAUGUGUUCAAGACUAACGUUCCAGCAGGUGUUUUAAUAUAUGACAGUACCAAAGUAUAGGUAGUCCUAUGAAUUGUAUGUAAAGAAAGGUUUUGAGAUUGAUAAUUGUACUGUUCGUUGUUCAUAGACCCUCAGAAGUCAGAUCUGUUGGUUAAAAAAUAUGUAUAGGUUAAAAACUUGUGCCUAUUGGCGGUUUCGACCACCAGUCCCAGCGUCUACUCAAAACGCUUGGGCCUAAAGUAUAUAGAAAUAUAGUCUUUAUAGAAACAAAAACUGAUACUUUGAAAAUGUAUGAAUUUAUAAACGAAGUUUCUCCCUACAGCUAGAUUAGUCAACAGAAUUCCGGGGUUGGGUCAGUUCUCAAUUCAAAGGGAACAGGAAAACGUCCGAAGGAAACGAGAUUACAACACAUAUAAAGUGGGUGCAGAAUAUAUGUUACACUUUGUGUUACUAAAUGUUUAUACUGCGCCUUUGACCUAAGAAGGGGUAACGACAGCACCCAUCUUUUGGCACGUCCGUUCAUCUGUGUUUAAUUGUAUGCAACUUCCUGUGAUUGGCUCGGCCAUUUGUCUACAUCAUUUUCAUUAAUAAAUAAAUAGACAGGGGCUCAACCUUUGCUGACUUUGGCCGUGGGAUUAGCCAAGCGCAAACUUAGGCCUACACUUGCCUCAACGCUUUCGGAUUAUUAUUGCUGUCUUGAAAAAAAGGAUAAAUUUCUUACAUUCAAAAAGAAACGCUGAAUCGUUUGAUGCGUCACUAUCAAUUGGAGUAACUGAAAGUCUGUUUCAAAUAAUUCUUGUAUUGAAGCACCUGCAGGAGGCACUGAGUGAAGAAUUGAACUGAUCGAAGCCACCAGCGCAAAGAAGUGAAGGAAGAUAUCUGUGAUUGUUUAAAGGCAUUGCCCAAGUAUAUAAGCUGCACAAAUGAUGCUUUUGUUUUGGCUUGUAGUCACCGUCUUAUUAGCCACGUCUAACGCGGAAAGACCACGGUCCUCUGUCAGAAAUGGAAGAUCGUCAUCAGAUUCAAUCCCAACCUUUUCAUUUGGUUCAGGAUUAGAGAAAUCAACUAUAUCUACAACAACAUCAGGUGCGCCGACUACUGCGACUAGUAUUCUACCUAAUUCCGUAAUUGGCGCAAUAACCAAUGACCCAACCGAUGCACCAACAGACAAUAAAACUCAUGGGCCGACUGGUGAAAUAACUGAUGAUGGACUGACUGAUUCCUCUAAGAGAGUUUUAAGCGAUGAGCUAACUAAUGUGAAAACAAAUAGAACAACGGAUGGACCAACAGUUGGGAGAACUAAUGCACCAACCGAAAGAAGAACAGGUGCAUCGACUGAUAGACGUACCGAUACACCGACUGUGAAGCCAACUGAUACAUCAUCUGAUGGAAGGACUGAUCUAGUGAAUGAAAAGUCUAAUGACGUAACAACUGAUACAAUUACCGAUAGGCUAAUUGUUGCAUCAACUGAUGCUUCAACUGAUGCUUCAACUGAUGGUCCAACAGCUGCUUCAACUGUUGCUUCAACUCAUGCUCCAACUGAUGCUUCGACUGAUGAUUCAACUGUUGCUCCAACUGAUGCUUCAACUGAUUCUUCAGCUGAUGCUCCAACUCAUUCUUCAACUGAUGCCCCAACUGAUGCUUUGACUGUCCUUUCGACUGUUGCUUCGACUGUCGCUUCAACUAACACUUUAACAGAGGCUCCAACUGAUGCCACAACUGAUGCUUCAACUUAUGCUCCAACUGAAGGGUCAGCUGAUUUUCCAACUGAUGCUCCAACUGAUGCUUCAACUGAUGCUUCAACUGAUGCUCCAACUGAAGCUUCAACUGAUAAUCCAACUGAAACUGCAACUGAUGCUUCAACUGAUGCUUCAACUGAUGCUUCAACUGAUGCUCCAACUGAAGCUUCAACUGAUAAUCCAACUGAAGCUGCAACUGAUGCAUCAACUGAUGCUUCAACUGAUGCUUCAACUAAUGCUCCAACAGAGGCUUCAACUAAAGCUUCAACUGAUGCUCCAACUGAUGCUUCAACUGAUGUUCCAACUAAAGCUCCAACUGAUGCUCCAACUGAAGCUCAAACUGAAGCUUCAACUGAUGCUUCAACUGAUGCUCCAACUGAAGCUGCAACUGAUGCUUCAACUGAUGUUCCAACUGAAGCUCCAACUGAUGCUUCAACUGAUGCUUCAACUGAUGCUUCAACUGAUGCUUCAACUGAUGCUUCAACUGAUGCUUCAACUGAUGCUUCAACUGAUGCUCCAACAGAGGCUUCAACUAAAGCUCCAACUGAUGCUUCAACUGAUGCUCCAACUGAUGCUUCAACUGAAGCUCCAACUGAUGCUUCAACUGAUGCUUCAACUGAUGCUUCAACUGAUGCUUCAACUGAUGCUUCAACUGAUGCUCCAACUGAUGAUCCAACAGAGGCUUCAACUGAUGCUCCAACAGAGGCUUCAACUGAUUCUCCAACUGAUGCUUCAACUGAUGUUCCAACAGAUACUUCAACUGAUGCUCGAACUGAAGGGUCAGCUGAUGUUCCAACUGAUGCUUCAACUGAUGCUCCAACUGGUGCUUCAACUGAUGUUUCAACCGAAGCUCCAACUGAUGCUUCAACUGAUGCUUCAACUGAUGCUUCAACAGAUGCUCCAACAGAGGCUUCCACUGAUGCUCCAACUGAUGCUUCAACUGAUGCUCCAACUGAUGCUUCAACUAAUGCUUCCACUGAUGCUCCAACUGAUGCUUCAACAGAGGCUUCAACUGAAGCUCCAACUGGUGCUUCAAGUGACGCUCCAACUGAUGCAUCAACUGAUGCUCCAACUGAUGCUUCAACCGAUGCUCCAACUGAUACUUCAACUGAUGCUUUAACUGAUGCUUCAACAGAGGCUUUAACUGAUGCUCCAACUGAUGCUUCAACUGAUACUUCAACUGAUGCUUCAACUGAUGCUUCAACAGAAGCUUUAACUGAAGCUCCAACUGAUGCUUCAACUGAAGCUCCAACUGAUGCUUCAACUGAAGCUCCAACUGACGCUUCAACUGAUGCUUCAACUGAUGCUUCAACAGAUGCUUCAACUGAUGCUUCAACUGAUGCUCCAACAGAUGUUUCAACUGAAGCUCCAACAGAGGCUUCAACUGAUGCUUCAACUGAUGCUUCAACUGAUGCUUCAACUGAUGCUUCAACUGAUGCUCCAACUGAUUCUUCAACUGAUACUUCAACUAAUGCUGCAACUGAUGGUGCAACUGAUGCUUCAACUGAUGGUGCAACUGAUGCUUCAACUGAUGCUCUAACUGAUGCUUCAACUGAUGCUCUAACAGAGGCUUCAGCUGAAGCUCCAACUUAUGCGUCAACUGACGCUCCAACAGAUGCUUUAACUGUUGCUUCAACUGUUGCAUCAACUGAUGCUUCAACCGAUGCUUCGACUGAUGCUUCAACUGAUGCUUCAACUUAUGCUUCAACUGGUGGUCCAACUGAUGCUUCAACUGAUGGUCCAACUAAUGCUUCAACUGGUGGUCCAACUGAUGCUUCAACUGUUGGUCCAACUGAUGCUUCAACUGAUGGUCCAACUAAUGCUUCAACUGGUGGUCAGACUCAUGCUUCAACUGUUGGUCCAACUGAUGCUUUAACUGGUGGUCCAACUCAUGUUUUAACUGGUGGUAUUACUCAUGCUUCAACGGGUGGUCUAACUCAUGUUUCAACUGGUGGUCCAACUCAUGCUUCAACUGAUGCUUCAACAGAUGCUUCAACUGAUGGUCCAACAGAUGCUUCAACUGUUGCUUCAACUGAUGCUUCAACUGAUGGUGCAACUGAUGCUUCAACUGAUGCUUCAACUUAUGCUCCAACUGAUGCUUCAACUGAAGCUCCAAUCAAUGCUUCAACUGAAGCUCCAACUGAUGCUUCAACUGAUGCUCCAACUCAGGCUUCAACUGAUUCUUCAACUGAUGCUCCAACUGAUGUUGUAACUGAUGCUGCAACUGAUGCUUCAACUGAUGCUUCGACUGACGUUCCAACUGAUGCUCCAACUGAUGCCUCAACUGAUGCUCCAACUGAUGCUGCAACUAAUGCUGCAACUGAUGCUGCAACUGAUGCUUCAACUGAUGCUCCAACUGAUGCUGCAACUGAUGCUGCAACUGAUGCUGCAACUGAUGCUGCAACUGAUGCUUCAACUGAUGCUUCGACUGACGUUCCAACUGAUGCUCCAACUGAUGCCCCAACUGAUGCUCCAACUGAUGCUUCAACUGAUGCUUCAACUGUUGUUGCAACUGAUGCUUCAACUGAUGCCUUAACUGAUGCUCCAACUGAUGCUGCAACUAAUGCUGCAACUGAUGCUGCAACUGAUGCUUCAACUGAUGCUGCAACUGAUGCUUCGACUGACGUUCCAACUGAUGCUCCAACUGAUGCCCCAACUGAUGCUCCAACUGAUGCUUCAACUGAUGCUUCAACUGAUGCUGCAACUGAUGCUUCAACUGAUGCCCCAACUGAUGCUGCAACUGAUGCUGCAACUGAUGCUUCAACUGAUGCUUCGACUGACGUUCCAACUGAUGCUUCAACUGAUGUUCCAACUGAUGCUACAACUGAUACUUUAACUGAUGCUUCAACUGAUGGUCCAACUGUUGCUUCAACUGAUGGUCGAACUGAUGCUUCAACUAAUGGUCCAACUGAUGCUUCAACUGAUGGUCGAACUGAUGCUUCAACUCAUGCUUCAACUGAUGGUCGAACUGAUGUUUCAACUAAAGGUCCAACUGAUGCUUCAACUGAUGCUCCAACUGAUGCUACAACUGAUACUUUAACUGAUGCUUCAACUGAUGGUGCAACUGAUGCUUCAACUAAUGGUCCAACUGAUGCUUCAACUGAUGCUUCAACUGUUGCUUCAACUGAUGCUUCAACUGAUACUUCAACUGAUGCUUCAACUGAUGGUCCAACUGAUGGUCCAACUGAUGCUUCAACUGAUGGUCCAACUGAUGCUUCAACUUAUACUUCAACUGAUGCGUCAACUGACGCUCCGACUGAUGCUUCGAUUGUUGCUUCAACUGAUGCUUCAACUGAUACUCCAACUGAUGUUUCCACGGUUGCUUCAACUGAUGCUUCAACUGUUGCUUCAACUGAUGCGCCAACGGAUGCGCCAACAGAUGCGCCAACUGAUGUCUCAACUGAUGCUUCAAGUGUUGCUUCAACUGUGGCAUCAACUGAUGUUUCAACUGAUGCUCAACCAACAGAAGGGUCAGCUGAUGUUCCAACUGAAGCGUCAACUCAUGCUUCAACUGUUGCUUCCACUGAUGUUUCAACUGAUGCUUCAAUUGAUGCUUCAACUGUUGCUUCAACUGUUGCAUCAACUGAUGUUUCAUCUGAUGCUUCAAGUGAUGCUCCACCAACAGAAGGGUCAGCUGAUGUUCCAACUGAAACGUCAACUCAUGCUUCAACUGUUGCUUCAACUGAUGUUUCAACUGAUGCUUCAACUGUUGCUUUAACUGUUGCUUCAACUGAUGUUUCAACUGAUGCUUCAACUGUUGCUUCAACUGAUGCUUCAACUGAAGCGCCAACUGACGUUGUUACUGAUGCUGCAACGGAUGGGCCAACGAAUGCACCCACAGAGACACCAACUGAUCCACUCACACAUGGGCCAACUGAUGCGCGAACUGAUGAGCGAACUGAUGAGCCAACUGCUUUGCCGUCUUCAACUGACAAUCAGGUGAUUACACCCACUUUGCAACCUACGAAAGAUAUUCUUGGAACAGAAAAUAAAUAUGGAAGAUGUGUAGAGCCAUCGAGAGUUCAGUUUGGUGAUCGCUUCCUUGAAUGGCUGGCAAUCACUCACGCCGAAGAGCAAGCGAAGAAAUCAGAAACUUUCGACGUCAUGUCGUACACAGAACAGGUUCGCGCAAAUGGCUUACAAGAUUCUGAAAUAUCUGAACUUCAGACGUGGAAAUUCGACGAACUUGAUAGAAAUAAUGACGAUGUUCUUGUAAACCGAGAAUUGAAAGUUCUGAACGGUUUAUUUGUCAAAGAGCCGUGUCUUUUUGGAUUGCUAAACGGAUGUGCGCAACGCAAUGGAACUGGAAUCUCCAGGGAAGAAUGGGCGAUAUGUCUGAACGACUCUAGGACUAAUCGGGGAACGCCUAGCGACAAGGAACUUCUUCGUCAAUUUGGAUAUUUAUAGUGACAAACCUUUACCUGGUUAAAUUUGAGAUGUUUGACAAUGUUGUUGUGUCAAGAGUCAAGACGUAUUGUAUACGAUUUAAAUUAACUAUUGGCUUUCCAUUUUAUCUAUACUUUAGGUAUAUUAUGUAUUAGAGUCAUUACCGCUUCCUUAUACUACGCCUAUAAAUAUACGUACUCCUCUUUACGAGUAGGUUUAGAGGGCGACCAGACGUUUGCGUUAUUCAUAUCAGGUCGAAUACGCGCGCUGCCAAUCGUGGGCCCUGGAAAACCGUUGUGUGACUCGGAAAGUCUCAUGAAGACAAUUUAGCUACUCGCGUCCACCUUUUAUACAACAACUUUACAUUUAUUUUCUUAAAAAAAUGUAUUUUAAACGUGGUUGAACGUUGAAUUUACGUGCAUGAAAUUGUGAUAAAUAAAUGUUUAUAUUUUAGUCAAAAUUUUCAA